Messenger RNA from Chironomus riparius, 623 nucleotides. NCBI's taxonomy places the organism in Eukaryota, Metazoa, Arthropoda, Insecta, Diptera, Chironomidae. The record is from the annotation of a GenBank genome assembly.
GGCUAUAAAAAAUAUGAAUUUUUGAACUUGCCACAAAAAAAGUUGAAGCUCUUUCUUUCCCUUCGAUUAUCUCACUAAAAACGUGUAGAAUGGCCGAUACAGCAGUGAAACAGCCAAAAGCGGCUGCUCCAGCCAAAAAAGAAAAGAAAACAGAAAAAGCUGCUCCAAAACCAAAAGAAGCAGUUGCAGUAACACCUAGACCUUUCAAACGUUAUGGACGUCUUUGGUCAAAGGCUGUAUUUACUGGAUUCAAACGUGGAUUGAGAAAUCAACACGAAAAUCAUGCCUUGCUUAAGGUUGAAGGAUCACGUAGCCGUAAAACUUCCUUGUUCUAUGUUGGCAAACGCUGUGCAUUUGUAUUCAAAGGAAAAUCGAAGAAAUCAUCCCCAACCAAUUCAAAGCAUAAGUCACGCAUACGUGCAAUUUGGGGAAAAGUUACUAGACUCCACGGUAACAAUGGAUGCGUUCGUGCUCGUUUCAAGACAAAUUUGCCAGCUGAUGCCAUCGGUCACCGUGUCAGAAUUAUGCUUUAUCCAUCAAGGAUCUAAACAUACUUCCUUAAAUAAAUGGAUUUAAGAAAUGAAACAACAAAUUUGAAUAAAAUAUCCAUUGAAUUCAGUUCC